Messenger RNA from Colletotrichum graminicola M1.001, 978 nucleotides. RefSeq lists its product as uncharacterized. The transcript has a single exon. The record is from RefSeq and is a predicted model, not a curated record. Lineage: Eukaryota; Fungi; Ascomycota; Sordariomycetes; Glomerellales; Glomerellaceae. The coding region runs from base 1 to 978 and encodes 325 amino acids.
AUGGCAUUAUUCGAGCCGGCCAACUGCACCGUCGGGCCCGAUGUCCCGGUGGCCAGCGACGGUGGCGUCGCCGGCCGCGGCGUCAUCCUCGCGGCCGUCAUCACCGCCGGCGUCUCCCUCAUACUCAGCAUGUCCAUCAUCAUCCACGAAAUGUACGGCAACCCCUCGAGGAUCCGCCGGAAGCUGCUCAACAGCUACUCGGACCAGCAGCUCCUCAUCAGCAUCGGCAUCUCGUGCGUCGGCCUCGCCAAGGUCCACCAGAUGGUCCCUUACCACUUCUUCAUCAUCUGGAUGCUCACCAACAUGGCCCUCGCCGUUCACAAUGCCACUCUGCUGGCCCUCGCCCGCGACUUCCGCCGCGACUGGGUCCUGCGUUGGCUGCGCCAGAUCCUAAUGCUGCUGAGCCUGUCACUCAACACCACCUACGGCGUCUUCAUCCUGCGGGGCGUGUCGAGCAACAUGCAGGAGUCCAAGCUGCCCGUCGCCUGCGUCUGGAUCGUUGGCGACGCCGGCAAGGGCUCGCAGACGGGGCUGAGCUACUUCGGCACCGUCGUCGUCAUCGCCGCCAACAUCCUCGUCUUCCUACUGGCGAGCUGGUACCUCCACCACAACAACUUCCGCUCCACCCGAUUGUCGCGCAUCUUCCAGGUCGUCGGCACCUUGAUCAUGAUGGGAUCUGCCAUUGGCGCCGCGAUCCGUGUCUUGAUGGCCUCGGACGCCUGGGGCAAUGGACCGGCCUACGAGCUCAGUGACGACGGCGAGAAGCAAUGGAACUUCGGUCAGCUGCUGUCGAUGCUCGUGCUCAUCUUCCCCCUCGUGUCCAUGACCGAAAUCAUCCGCGGCGAGAUCGGCGUGAAGGAGUGCGACUUGUCGAGCAACUCGGGCGGCGACACGGAGAUGGGCAAAUACCGCAGUUCGGCCAACUCGUCGGCCCAGGGGCUCGUAUUCAUCGGGGAGCAGAACAACGUGCUCAAGUGA